Messenger RNA from Plasmodium adleri (nom. inval.), 909 nucleotides. RefSeq names its product cell cycle control protein cwf15, putative. The transcript has 2 exons. Gene Ontology annotation, biological process: mRNA cis splicing, via spliceosome. NCBI's taxonomy places the organism in Eukaryota, Apicomplexa, Aconoidasida, Haemosporida, Plasmodiidae. The coding region runs from base 1 to 909 and encodes 302 amino acids. Gene Ontology annotation, cellular component: catalytic step 2 spliceosome. The record is from RefSeq and is a predicted model, not a curated record. Gene Ontology annotation, molecular function: RNA binding.
AUGACGACAGCACAUCGUCCAACGUGGUAUAAUGCCAUAGGAGGUGAUAAUCAAGGAGGGAAUCGAAAGGUUAGUCAGACACUCAAAGUCUGCAGUCGAGAUUUGCCAGGACACCUAAAAAUGAAAACAAGAGAUUUAAGUGACUAUGUAGAAGAUAAAAAUAUGAUUAAAAAUAAUUUAAUACAACUAGAAAAUAAAAACAAUAAAGAAAACGUUAAAGGUAAUAAAUUACUAGCCAUAGAAAAUAUAAAAAAAUUGACAAAUCAUGAUUUUAAAAAUCCAUUUCCAGAAGAUGAAGAUGAUGUUAUUGGAGAUGAAUGGACAAAAAAAUCUAAAAAGAAAAACAAAAAAAAUGAAAAAUUAAAAAUGAAGAAUAAAAGAAAUGUUAAAAAAAGGAAAGUCAAACAUGAUAUGUCGGAAGAUGAUAUGAGUGAUAAUAAUUUAAGUGAUAAUAACUCAAGUGAUAAUAAUGCAAGAGAUAAUAAUUCAAGUGAUAAUAACUCAAGUGAUAAUAACUCAAGUGAUAAUAACUCAAGUGAUAAUAACUCAAGUGAUAAUAAUUCAAGUGAUAAUAAUUCAAGUGAAGAUAACGAAUCUGAUGAAGAAGAAAAAGAACUACUAAGAGAACUUGAAAAUUUAAAAAGAGAAAGGAUGGAAAAACUUAAAAAAGAAAAAGAAGAACAAGAACUUUUAAAAAAAAAAAAAAAUAAUGUCCUAACUAAUAACCCAUUAAUUAAUUUAGAAGAUAGUAGUGAUAAUGAUGAAGUGAAUACAAAAAAAAGAAAAUGGACAGAUGAUGCUAUCUUUAGAAAUACUUGUGAGAAAAAAGAAAAAAAAACACCAUCAUAUAUUAAUGAUACUGUACGUAGUUCCUUUCACAAGAAGUUUUUAUUUAAAUAUAUUCAUUAG